AUGCGAAUCCCUACGAGCCCUUCGCUUCUAUCACCGGCCAACUACGAUAAUGACGCGGCCUCAUUACGAUCACCGUCCGAGCAGGACUCCGAUUCCGAAGAUGACGAAUUCCUUCGCCAUCCCCGCAGCACCCUGGAGCUUGCCAGCCACGACCGAGCAGUCCUAGAUGAGGAGGACGAAAUGGAAAAGCUGUUGACUCGGCCCGCGCAAGGGCUGCGCAGAAUGUUCAGCCCCAGUGGAGGAAACGUGCGGAUUGGGAAAAAGGAACGGCGACGAGCGCGAAAGGAAGCACGUCGCCGGGAAAGAGUUAGCGAGGAGGGAGAGCUGAUGUACGAGAUGGAAGAAGGGCUCAAUGAUGAUGACUCCCUCAUCAGUGGCUCGUCCUCGGAUUUGGAUGGAAAGGAAGAUUAUCUUUAUGAACCACCAGCCAAACCAUCAUUGAGUAAAUAUUUGUUCAUUUUUACCAUUGUCGCUGUCCUCUUUUUCAUCCUUCUCCUCGGAGCAUACAAAGCAUCCACUGGCUUCAGAGCUGCGCACGCCAACUCCCAAACAUUGCUUUCAAACGGCACUGCACUCUUCGGCCCUACAACCAUCCUGAUCUCGCUAGAUGGAUUCCGUGCUGAUUUUCUCGACCGAGGUCUGACACCGGCACUGAACUCGCUUAUCGCCAACGGUGUCUCCCCGCAAUAUAUGAACCCUAGCUUCCCGAGUGUGACCUUUCCGAAUCAUUAUACAAUGGUGACUGGGCUGUACCCAGAGAGUCAUGGUGUUAUUGGAAAUACAUUUUGGGACCCGAAUCUGGGAGAGGAAUUCAUCAACACCCACACGUCUAUCAGCAUGCUGCCAAAAUGGUGGAAUGCAGAGCCGCUGUGGGUGACCGCAGGAAACCAAGGCGUUAGAAGUGGAAUACACAUGUGGCCCGGGUCCGAAGCCCACAUUGGAGACAUGGAACCGGCCUACGUUGAUAAAUACAAUGGAUCGGAGGCUCUGUCACGCAAAAUAAAUCGCGUUCUUGAGCUCCUGGAUCUUCCUGGCGCAGAGGAUGAAUCACACCUGGUGCCGGAGCGGCCUCAAUUCAUCGCCGCCUAUGUGCCUGAUGUGGACCGGGACGGUCACAAGUUCGGGCCCAACAGCACCGAGAUUCGAGGCACCAUUGCCCAUGCAGAUGAAAUGGUAGCGGGGAUCGUUGCGGGCCUGGAGAGCCGUAAUCUCACAGAUCUGGUCAACAUCGUGGUCGUCUCAGACCACGGUAUGGCCACAACAUCCAACGAGCGACUUGUCCAGCUCGACGAUCUGAUUGACAUAAGUCUUGUUGAGAAUAUUGACGGGUGGCCCUCCCGUGGUCUGCGUCCCAAGCGACCGGAAGAUCUGCCAGUUUUGCAGGAGCAGUUGGAAAAGGUGGCCUCCGAAUACGAACACGCGAUUGAGAUCUACACGAAAGAGACCAUGCCUGAGCGCUAUCACUUUUCGAAUAACGAUCGUAUCGCCCCUCUAUGGGUGAUUCCGAAGGCGGGGUGGGCGAUUGUCGAGCGCCCAGAGUUCGACGUUAAAGAAGCCCUGAAGACGGGCAAGGUCUAUCACCCGCGAGGCAUUCACGGCUAUGACCAUGAACACCCGCUGAUGCGAGCAAUCUUCAUCGCCCGCGGCCCGGCCUUCCCUCACACCCCUAACAGUCGCCUCGAAGACUUUCAAAACACCGAAGUCUAUAACAUCCUUUGCGACUCUCUGGGAAUCGACCCUCUUCCUAACAAUGGAACUCUGCGUCUCCCUCUGAAGCCAGUUGGCCUUCAUUCGGAUGAGAAUACGCCGACCCUGGAGCGUCCACCCGAUCCACCGGAGCAGCCAUCAACAACGACGGCGCUUCCUGAGCCCACCUCUCCAGCAUCUGAAGCACCCCCCAAAUCAUCGCCUUCAGCAGAUCCCGACAGGGAGGAUGAAAAAGUAUCAACAUGGUGGGGGCCUCUAUACAAUAAAUUCGAAGACUGGAAGCAUUGGGUCGGCGAUAUGUUUUCCUCCGUGAAGGACAACCACCCACAGCAACAAUGA
Messenger RNA from Penicillium cinerascens, 2046 nucleotides. RefSeq names its product Type I phosphodiesterase/nucleotide pyrophosphatase/phosphate transferase. The record is from RefSeq and is a predicted model, not a curated record. Bases 1 to 2046 code for a protein of 681 amino acids. NCBI's taxonomy places the organism in Eukaryota, Fungi, Ascomycota, Eurotiomycetes, Eurotiales, Aspergillaceae. Gene Ontology annotation, molecular function: nucleoside triphosphate diphosphatase activity; ribonucleoside triphosphate phosphatase activity. Gene Ontology annotation, biological process: nucleoside triphosphate metabolic process. The transcript has 3 exons.